Messenger RNA from Oldenlandia corymbosa var. corymbosa, 5630 nucleotides. The record is from the annotation of a GenBank genome assembly. Lineage: Eukaryota; Viridiplantae; Streptophyta; Magnoliopsida; Gentianales; Rubiaceae.
GUUUGCCAAUAUGCAUCAAUGUAAUUAUUUUAUUUAUUUAAUUUUUAUUUCUGAAAAAAAAAAAAAAAACUAUACCAACUUCCACGUUCUCCACUUCCCCAUCCUUUUCUUCUGCUUUCUUCUUUCACAUUAUCGUCAAAGUUAAACAAGUUAGAAGAACACCAAAAUCCCAACAAGUGUACUCCGUUAUUGACAUCUGUUCUUCCCUAAGCUUUUACCAUCAUCAAUCAUCAUUAAUCUAAUCUUAAUACUAAUACUAAUAAUAAUAAUAAUAAUAAUAAUAAUCUCACUGUAAUAACAUUAAUCAAUACUAAAAUAAUAAUCCCCCCAAUUAAACAUCAACCAAACACUGCCUUAAUACUACUACUCUUCCUCCCUCUCUUCCCCAUUCCUAUUUCUCCUUCUUCCCAGAACCCUUCUAGGGCUUUCCAUCUCCCAAAACCCCUCUCUUUCUCUCUCUCACACAGCCACACACACAAUAUUGGAGCUACUGAUUCUGAUACUUACGUGUUUAACUUGCUCUGAGUUUCUUCACAAUCAUGUCGCCGAUGCAAUCCAUUUUCUUCAAUCCGAAGUUGAGCCGUACUGUGUGAUGAGUAUUCAUAUCCCCAGUCCAUGGCUUCGCAUUUGUUCUUCAUUUCUAGGCUUUCUUUAGUUUUACUCUUAGGUUUAAGUUUAAUCUCAAAUCCUUCCAACUGUUUUGGUGCUAUAGUUGAGGGAGGUGGGGGAGAUGCUUCUGAUUUUGACUUCGGUGAUGACUCCGAUUUGAUGCUCUACCAUCAGGAUUACUCACCUCCGGCGCCGCCUCCGCCUCCGCCCCACCCGCCGUCGGUGAGCUGCGAAACGGACCUCGGAGGUGUUGGUUCCUUGGAUACUACUUGCAAGAUAGUUUCCAAUUUGAAUAUUAGUAAGAAUGUGUAUAUACAAGGGAAGGGAAAUUUUUAUAUCCUCCCCAAUGUUACAGUUAAUUGCUCGUUUUCCGGUUGUGAGCUGACUAUAAAUAUGACUGGCAACUUCUAUUUGGGUGAAAAUUCCACCAUCUUUGCUGGAGGAUUUAUAUUGACUGCGAAUAAUGUUACUUUUAGUAAUGGCUCUGUGGUGAAUACGACUGGGUUGGCCGGUGAUCCACCUGCUCAGACCACUGGGACACCACAGGGGGUUGAGGGUGCUGGUGGGGGUUAUGGGGGCAGAGGAGCCGGUUGUUUAAUGGAUGAGAAGAAGCUUCCUGAGGACGUGUGGGGUGGGGAUCCUUAUGGCUGGGCAUCCUUGGAGAUGCCCUGCAGCUAUGGGAGCAAAGGUGGGACUACUAGCAAGGAGGUUGAUUAUGGAGGGGGUGGAGGUGGAAAGAUAUUGUUCACAGCCGGCAAUGUUCUAGAAGUAAACGGCAGCUUGCUGGCUGAUGGUGGUGACGGUGGAAGCAAAGGUGGUGGUGGUUCUGGUGGCAGCAUUUAUAUUAAGGGUCCCAAAAUGAUUGGAAGUGGUUACAUAAGUGCCUGUGGAGGUGCUGGAUUUGCCGGUGGAGGUGGCGGAAGAAUUUCUCUUGAAGUUUUUAGCCGCCAUGAGGAUCCCCAAAUUUAUGCCCAUGGUGGAAGCAGUCGUGGCUGUCAAGAAAAUGCUGGUGCUGCUGGAACUGUUUAUGAUGCUGUUCCUCGCAGUCUUACUAUUAGCAAUCACAACAAAACCACCGUUACUGACACGCUUUUGUUAGAUUUUCCCCAACCUUUUCUGACAAAUGUUUACAUAAAGAAUCGGGCCAAGGCUUCUGUACCCUUGUUGUGGAGUCGUGUUCAGGUCCAAGGGCAAAUUAGCCUCCUGUCUGGCAGUAUUUUAAGCUUUGGAUUGGCACGCUUCUCUAUGUCAGAGUUUGAAUUGUUGGCAGAAGAACUGUUAAUGAGUGACUCUGUUAUUCAGGUUUUUGGGGCCCUUCGUAUGUCAGUUAAAAUGUUUCUAAUGUGGAACUCCAAGAUGCUAAUUGAUGGUGAAGGAGAUGAAAACGUUGAAACAUCAAUGCUUGAAGCAAGUAAUCUUAUUGUUCUUAAGGAGUCGUCUGUUAUUCACUCCAAUGCUAAUCUGGGAGUUCACGGGCAAGGCUUAUUGAAUUUGUCUGGACCAGGAGAUGUUAUUGAAGCACAACGGCUGGUUUUGUCUUUGUUUUACAGUAUACAUGUCGGCCCUGGAUCUAUGUUACGUGGCCCUUUAGAGAAUGCUUCAGCUGAAGCAGUGGCUCCGAAGUUGAACUGUGACACGCAGGAAUGUCCUGUCGAACUACUUCACCCACCUGAAGAUUGCAACGUGAACUCUUCACUAUCCUUUACUCUUCAGAUAUGCAGGGUCGAAGAUAUCCUUGUUGAAGGCCUUAUAAAAGGGUCUGUUGUUCAUUUUCAUAGAGCAAGAACUGUUUCUGUCCUUUCGUCUGGAACAAUUAGCUCAUCCGGAAUGGGUUGUACCGGGGGUGUGGGACAAGGGGAAGUUUCAGAUUUGGGGAUCGGUGGUGGCGGGGGGCACGGUGGUAAAGGUGGUAUUGGUUGCUACAACAAUAGCUGCAGUCAAGGGGGUAUUCCCUAUGGGGAUGCUGAUUUGCCUUGUGAGCUGGGUAGCGGAAGUGGGAACGAUAGCAUAGCUGGUGCAAUUGCUGGUGGUGGCAUUUUAGUCCUAGGCUCCUUGGAGCAUCCAUUGGUGAGUUUAUCUGUCAAAGGUUCAGUUGAAGCUGAUGGAGACAGUUCUGAGCGACGCUUUGCGAGUGAAGAUAAUGUUGUGGAUCCGGUCCUUAGUCUUGGAGGAGGAUCUGGUGGAACGAUCCUAGUGUUUCUACAUUAUCUGGAUCUUGGUGGGCCUGGUACUGUAUCAAGUGCUGGGGGUCAUGGUAGUACUGGUGGCGGCGGGGGUGGCGGUGGCGGUAGAAUUCACUUCCAUUGGUCGGACAUCCCCACUGGAGAUAUGUAUCAGCCUGUAGCAACCGUGAACGGUAGCAUUAUUACAAGUGGUGGUAUGGGCAGAGAGCAAGGUAGAGCUGGGGACAGCGGUUCUGUUACAGGGAAAGCCUGCCCUAAAGGUCUUUAUGGAACAUUUUGUGAGGAAUGUCCCGUUGGCACAUACAAAAAUGUCUCAGGAUCUAGUAAAGAGCUUUGUAAGCCGUGCCCAAGAAACGAGCUCCCUCGGCGUGCAACAUAUGUUUCUGUUCGAGGUGGCAUAACAGAGACACCUUGUCCCUAUGAGUGUCUUUCAGACCGAUAUCACAUGCCUCAUUGUUACACAGCUUUAGAAGAAUUAAUUUACACAUUUGGUGGGCCCUGGUUGUUUGGACUUCUCCUUUUAGGUCUCCUUAUUUUGUUAGCCUUGGUGCUGAGUGUUGCCCGUAUGAAAUUUGUCGGGGUUGAUGAGCUACCUGGGCCUGGGCCAACUCAACAGGGUUCGCAAAUAGAUAAUUCAUUUCCAUUCCUAGAGUCACUUAAUGAGGUGCUGGAAACUAACAGAGUGGAAGAGUCGCAAAGUCAUGUCCAUAGAAUGUAUUUUCUGGGUCCAAAUACAUUUAGUGAUCCCUGGCAUCUCCCUCACACUCCUCCGGAUCAAAUAAAAGAGAUAGUAUAUGAGGGUGCCUUCAACACCUUUGUGGAUGAGAUAAAUGCCAUUGCGUCAUACCAGUGGUGGGAAGGAUCAGUAUAUAGCCUCCUAUGUAUUUUUGCAUAUCCUCUUUCAUGGUCAUGGCAACAAUGGCGCAGGAGGAUUAAGUUGCAACGCCUUCGUGAAUACGUGCGAUCAGAAUAUGACCAUGCUUGUUUACGUUCGUGCCGUUCUCGUGCUCUGUAUGAAGGGAUAAAGGUAGCUGCUACAUCUGAUCUGAUGCUUGCCUAUCUAGACUUCUUCCUCGGUGGAGAUGAGAAAAGAAGUGAUCUGCCUCCUCGUCUACUCCAAAGGUUUCCAAUGUCGUUGCUAUUUGGAGGCGAUGGAAGUUACAUGGCACCCUUUUUGCUCCACAGUGAUAAUAUUAUCACGAGUCUUAUGAGUCAGGCUGUCCCACCUACCACAUGGUACCGUUUUGUAGCUGGUUUGAAUGCACAGUUACGUCUUGUACGGCGGGGUUGCCUAAGAUCAACAUUUCGCCCCCUCCUUAAGUGGCUGGAAACUUUUGCCAAUCCUGCUUUAAGGGUGUAUGGCAUACAUGUAGAUCUUGCUUGGUUCCAAACUACAGCUGGUGGUUUUCGUCAGUAUGGGCUUUUGGUAUAUGCUGUUGAAGAAGACAAUGGACUAUUGACUGUGCAAGGAUUUGAAAGAGCUCCUCAAACUGAGAGGCUUUUACGUGGCACUGCAAUUGAUGGAGAAGAUCCUUCCAGUUUUCCAGGACCAGAUUCAUUAUCUGGUGGAAACCGUAGGAGCAGUGAUAUCAGUUUGAGGAAGAAGAUCUUCAGCGGAACUUUGGAUCUUACUAGCUUAAAGAUGCUUGAAGAGAAAAGAGAGAUACUUUUUGCCCUUUCUUUUCUUAUGCAUAAUACUAAACCUGUUGGGCACCAGGAUCUUGUUGGACUGGUUAUAUCAAUGCUUCUUUUAGGGGAUUUUAGCUUAGUUUUGCUGACAAUGCUCCAGGUGUACUCAGUUUCACUGGUCGAUGUCUUCCUUUUCUUGUUUAUUCUGCCACUCGGGAUCUUACUUCCAUUUCCCGCUGGAAUCAACGCUCUGUUUAGUCAUGGACCAAGACACUCUGCUGGUCUUGCGCGUGUCUACGCUUUAUGGAAUGUCACGUCGCUGAUUAAUGUCGUAGUUGCAUUUAUUUGUGGCUAUGCGCAUUACAGCACCCAGUCGAGGAGAAGAAAUCCGUAUUUUCAGCCAUGGAACAUGGAUGAAAGUGAAUGGUGGAUUUUUCCGUUUGCAUUGGUCUUGUGUAAAUGUAUCCAGUCACAGCUUAUUAACUGGCAUGUUGCUAAUUUGGAGAUUCAAGAUCGCUCGUUGUACAGCACUGAUUAUGAAUUGUUUUGGCAAACUUGAAUAGAUAUCAGCGUAGACUAACAACGCCUUAUUUUUUUUGGGGCUCGUUUUUGAUAAACUUUGUUUUUCUGGAGCUUGGACCCGUUUGUAGAAAGUAGUAAAAUGAUUAACAUAGGUGUGGAUAAGCAAUGAAAGAAGGUGGGGGAAAAAAAAAUAGAAAAAGUUGGGUAGACCAUAGACAGUAGUGUUUGGAAACGGGAUAUGUAGCUGACCCGUAUGGGUAUGUGCAGCCAUAGUUCUUGCAGUGUAAUUGUAAAGUCCUGUAACUCCUGUAGCCUCUAUAUCUAUAUAUAUAUAUAUAUAUAUAUUCUUUACUUUUAUUUAUCAAAGCUGAUGUUUAGAGCUAAUGUUCCAUUGACUGAAACUUCAAACGGAAAAGUGUACAUCUUAGAACCUUAAUAUCGAACUGUAUUGAUUUAACUGGGUUUACUAGUUGGUUCAGGUUGAUUUAAAAGGGCUUACUUUCUUUUAUGUCCUUCAAAGAGCGUUGGUAAGAAUGCUCGGAGACUGGAUGAGACUGAAAUGCUCAAUCUCUGUGUGAUUAAGUGCUGAAAAGGGACUGUUUCGAACAGUCUACUUGGGCUGAACCGUUUAGAAACACAUAUCAACCAACAAUACUAGUGGAGGUAUUAUAUCGUCCCUCCCAAGUC